Molecule: messenger RNA, 2374 nt
Organism: Linum tenue
Lineage: Eukaryota; Viridiplantae; Streptophyta; Magnoliopsida; Malpighiales; Linaceae
Source: the annotation of a GenBank genome assembly
UCUACCCUAAACAAUGACUUUUCUGUUUUAUAUUUGAAACUUUUUUGUCAAACUCUUGAUCACAUACACGUGCUUAUUUAAUAUUUCCCACCAGUAUCGGGAACAUAGUUAUGUUGUUAGGCACUUUUGGAGUACAACAUUUCAUCGAGAAAAUGAAUUCUCGCCGUCCAUUAAAGAAGCAUGUGAUGUGAUGAUGAAUGAGAGAUAAGAAACAUUGCCGAAAAUGGAUUGACUCCGGAGACGGUAGGGGAAAAAGCAAACAAUUUAAUUAGUCGAGCAGAGAGAAAGGCGGAGAAAUAUCUCUGGCCUUAGAAAGUUGAGCUGAAUCUCCCAAAAAAAGGGAGAGAGAGCAGAAAAUCUCUAUACCAAAUAGGCUGACUACCCACCAUUUGAAGAUGACAUUGGUUUCUCCUUCCAUCUUCUCUUUUUCUCCAAAACCACGACGCCCCUCCUCCCUCUUGUGCUGCAGCUAUUCUCCAACCCAAUUACAAUGGUGGCUCCGCCAAGGCUCUCACCCCCUCGUUCGCCCUCCUAUCUCCUCCCUGCCCUAGUCGCUUUAGCCCUUUUCACCCUCUUUUUCCUCUACAAGGUAGAUGACUUCGCAACGAGCAUCAAAACGAUGGCUGGCCACAACUUGGAGCCCACCCCCUGGCACGUUUUCCCGGCCAAGAGCUUCGACGAUGAAACCCGUCAGUCUCGAGCUUACAAGAUUAUACAGUGCUCCUACCUCAGCUGUCCUUAUUUCAAUAGAAGCAUCAUCGAACGACCUCAUUUUAGCUCCUCCAAACCCGCUGCUCAGUGCCCAGAAUUUUUCAGCUACAUCCACCGGGAUCUGGCGCCUUGGGCUAAAACCGGGAUAACAGAGAAUCAAGUCAUGGAGGCCAAGAACUUUGCGGCGUUCCGCAUUGUCAUCUUCCAGGGAAGGCUGUAUUUGGAUCCUUACUAUGCUUGCUUCCAAAGUCGAAUGAUGGUGACAAUAUGGGGAUUUGUACAGCUGUUGCGGAAGUACCCUGGCAUGGUUCCUGAUGUUGAUCUCAUGUUUGAUUGCAUGGACAAGCCUAUUCUUAACCGGACUGAACGCCAGUCCAACCCUGUGCCUCUAUUUCGAUAUUGCACUACUCGUGAGCAUUUCGACAUUCCUUUCCCAGAUUGGUCCUUCUGGGGUUGGUCAGAGAUUAAUAUUCGGCCAUGGAGCGAGGAGUUUCCGGACAUAAAAAAGGGCUCUCAAACUAAAAGAUGGCCGAAAAAGCAACCUCGUGCAUUCUGGAAGGGAAAUCCAGACGUUGUUUCCCCUGUUCGUCUAGAGUUGUUGCAAUGCAAUGACUCCAGGAAAUGGGGAGCACAAAUUAUGCGACAGGAUUGGGUGCAAGAGGCAAAAGAAGGUUUCGAGGCCUCCAAACUAUCAAAUCAGUGCAACUAUCGGUACAAGAUCUAUGCAGAAGGCUUUGCUUGGUCCGUUAGUUUGAAAUAUAUCUUAUCUUGUGGUUCCAUGACCCUAAUAAUUUCACCACAGUAUGAGGAUUUCUUCAGUCGUGGCCUCAUUCCCAAGAAAAAUUAUUGGCCGGUAUCUCCUGUCGACUUAUGUAAAUCGAUAAAGUCGGCUGUUGACUGGGGGAAUACACACCCAGCUGAGGCUCAAGCAAUUGGUCAAGCAGGACAGGACUUCAUGGCGAGCUUGAGUAUGGACAAAAUCUACGACUACAUGUUCCACCUCAUCACUGAAUAUUCCAAGCUCCAGAUGUUCAAGCCUGUCCCACCUCCCUCUGCGCUUGAGGUGUGUCCAGAUUCUGUCUUGUGCUUUGCUGACGAGAAACAAAAGUUAUUCCUUAAAAAAUCUACAACUUCCCCCUCAUUGGAGCCUCCCUGCAACCUCCCGCCUGUCGACGACAAUGCCAACAAGCGCUGGAUGGACGAGAAGCAAAAAUUGCAGGAGGAAGUUAGGCAAAUGGGGCAACAACCUAAACCAUGAUAGGAAUUUUGGUAGAGCAUGGACCUCUAUUUUGAAUUGUAAAAAUAGAACGAAUAAGAAAUGUAUGUUUUAAGUAAUUGGUCCUAAGAGAAAAUAUACGUGUGUGGAAUUUAGUAGAUUAGUGAUUAUCUUAGGCUGGUAACCAUUUUUUCUCAUUUUUUGUACAAGUGCCCCCAUUCAUUAUGAUAAUAAUCAUUUAGGUUUGCUUAAACACAAUUCAAUAUGUAAAAUUGUUUGUAAUUUUUUUAGGUAAAUAUUCUUCCAAGCUUAACCUGGUAGCACAAACUUUUUUGUGAUGACUGUUAUAUGACGAUAGGGAUGUAGGAGGGUUUUGUUUUUACAGAGUAUGUGUUGAGCGUUUGGAUUGCAUUCCUUCCUUAAGUGUGUGUAUCCUUGUUUUAGCGA